Molecule: messenger RNA, 894 nt
Organism: Lytechinus variegatus (green sea urchin)
Lineage: Eukaryota; Metazoa; Echinodermata; Echinoidea; Temnopleuroida; Toxopneustidae
Product: 60S ribosome subunit biogenesis protein NIP7 homolog
Exons: 5
Coding region: 114-656 (180 amino acids)
Biological process (GO): ribosome assembly; ribosomal large subunit biogenesis
Cellular component (GO): nucleus; preribosome, large subunit precursor; nucleolus
Molecular function (GO): RNA binding
Source: RefSeq, a predicted model, not a curated record
CCCGGAUCGGAAGCGGAAUUGAAAUCGCAUCAAGAGGGCAAAGGUCAUACAUGUGCAAUCGUGUGCUUUCUUUUUAGCAUUGGAGACCGGAUUUCACUUUAUUUUGCCCCAUCAUGCGCCCUUUGACGGAAGAGGAAACUAGGACUUUGUUUGAAAAACUUUCAAAAUAUAUUGGCGAGAACAUCAAGCUUCUAAUUGACAGGCCAGAUGGUAUGUACUGCUUCAGGUACCACAGAGACAGGGUGUUUUAUGUCAGUGAGGAUAUAAUGAAACGUGCUGCAAGCGUUGUCAGGGAUAACCUCAUCAGCCUCGGAACUUGCUUCGGUAAAUUCUCCAAGACCAAGAAGUUUAGGCUUCACAUAACGGCACUGGAUUAUUUAGCACCAUAUGCUAAGUGCAAGGUUUGGGUGAAACCUGGAGCCGAGCAGUCAUUUCUCUAUGGGAACCAUGUUCUGAAGUCGGGUCUUGGAAGGAUAACGGAGAACACGGAGAAGUACCAAGGGGUGGUUAUAUAUUCCAUGAGUGAUGUACCUCUGGGCUUUGGAGUCGCAGCAAAAUCAACUCAGGAAUGCAGACACACCGACCCCAUGUCCAUCAUAGUCUUCCAUCAAGCCGAUAUAGGAGAAUACCUCAGGAACGAGGACACACUUUUAUAGGGGAAACUCCCCUACUCCCUGUCCUGACAAUGUUCUGAACUAAAGAGACUCUUUAUGAAGAGAUUAUGAGGAGGGGAAUUGAAAGGUGGUCUUGAACCAUAUGGACAGGAAAUUGAUCUACUGGUAACUCUGCCCUAGUGGAUCUUUUUGGACCACAGAAAUUUUGUGGGAUCAUAGAAAUCUGUUUGACUCAGGAGAAAUUCCACUUAGAAGAGCAAUAUUACAUGUCUAUUGCAUU